AUCAAGCACCUAUGCAUGCAGACUGCUUCUACAAACAUUUGUGAAAGAAUGGAUCACUCUCAGGAGUUCAGUGAAUUCAAUUGUGGUACCGUGAUAGGUUGCCACCUGUGCAAUAAGUCCAUCUGUGAAAUUUCCUUGCUACUAAAUAUUUCACAGUCAACUGUUAGUGGUAUGAUAACAAAGUGGAAGCAACUGGGAACAACAGCAACUCAGCCACAAAGUGGAAGGCCACCUAAACUGACAGAGCCAGGUUUACGCAUGCUGAAGUGCGCAGAAGUCUCCAACUGUCUGUAGUGUCAAUAGCUAAAGACCUCCAAACUAUAUUUUGGCCUUCAGAUUAGCACAACAGUGUGUAGAGAGCUUCAUGGAAUGGGUUUCCAUCACUAA
Messenger RNA from Staurois parvus, 387 nucleotides. NCBI's taxonomy places the organism in Eukaryota, Metazoa, Chordata, Amphibia, Anura, Ranidae. The record is from the annotation of a GenBank genome assembly.